AUGGCUUCAAAUCAGGAAGAGGUGACCCUUUUGGGGGUUAUUGGAAGCCCGUUUGUUUGCAGGGUGAAGAUAGCCCUAAAGUUGAAGGGAGUUGAAUACAAUUACGUGGAAGAAAAUUUGGCCAACAAAAGUGAACUGCUGCUCAAAUACAACCCUGUUCACAAGAAAGUUCCAGUCUUUGUGCACAAUGGGAAGCCCUUAGCAGAGUCUCUUAUCAUUGUUGAGUACAUUGAUGAGACAUGGAAAAACAACCCCAUCUUGCCUUCUGAUUCUUACCAAAGAGCCCUGGCUCGUUUUUGGUCCAAAGUCAUAGAUGACAAGAUUGUGGGUGCUUCAUGGAAAUCUGUUUUCACGGUUGAUGAGAAAGAGCGUGAGAAGAAUGUUGCAGAAACACAUGAGGCUCUGGAGUUUCUUGAGAAUGAGAUAAAGGAUAAGAAGUUCUUUGGAGGAGAGGAGCUGGGGUUGGUAGAUAUUGCUGCUGUCUAUGUUGCAUUUUGGAUCCCUUUGGUUCAAGAAAUAGCAGGGUUGGAGUUAUUAACGAGUGAGAAAUUUCCUAAUCUCUACAAGUGGAGCCAAGAAUUUGUGAACCAUCCAAUCGUCAAAGAAAGCCUUCCCCCUAGAGACCCAGUUUUUGCCUUUUUCAAAGGACGCUAUGAAAGCCUUUUUGCUUCAAAAUAG
Molecule: messenger RNA, 678 nt
Organism: Sphenostylis stenocarpa
Lineage: Eukaryota; Viridiplantae; Streptophyta; Magnoliopsida; Fabales; Fabaceae
Source: the annotation of a GenBank genome assembly